Molecule: messenger RNA, 864 nt
Organism: Alternaria atra
Lineage: Eukaryota; Fungi; Ascomycota; Dothideomycetes; Pleosporales; Pleosporaceae
Exons: 1
Coding region: 1-864 (287 amino acids)
Source: RefSeq, a predicted model, not a curated record
AUGUCACCUCCCGGGACUUCACUAUCCGCCACUUCGCGCCCAUCCACCCCGUCGAGACCGGCGCGUCUAAAUGACUACCUAGGCCUAUCGCAUCCACCCCACGCACAGAAGCCAUGUAUUGUCAAACCCAUAUCAAUAGAAGUAGAAGAUGGACCCGAUGGCUCUGUACCAGGGUUCCUCCAUCUACCACCCACGGCAUCAGCCACACCAGCAUCCAAGACAGCGGCUAUACUCAUUUCUGGCGCCGGAGGAGGGGUUGUAGGACCAUCAUCAAUCUACCUCUCCCUAGCAGACAAGUUGGCUUCGCUCAAGCAACCCGUGCCAGCGUUGCGACUCGACUACAGGUAUCCAGCACGCAACAAAUACUGCGUGAGAGAUGUUCUGGCCGCCAUGAAAGAAUUGGAAGAGUCUUACCAGAUCGAAAAGUUCGUGUUGGUAGGAUGGUCUUUCGGCGGAGCUCCAGUAUUUACGGUCGGUGGACAAGAUAAAAGAGUAGUCGGAUGUGCGACUGUCGCCAGUCAAACAGCAGAGACGGAGGGUGUACGGUCGCUUGCGCCGAGACCACUUUUACUACUUCAUGGUACGGGUGAUCGGACGCUGAGUCCUUCGUGCUCGGAGAGACUGUAUAGUAUGUAUGGCACAAAGGGUGACAGGGAGUUGAAGCUCUUUGAUCGAGAUGAUCACGCGUUGACGAGGAAUUCUCUUGAAGCGGAGCAGCUCAUUGGUGGUUUUGUGCUUCGGUGUGCUGGCUUGGAUCCGCAGACUGAUAAGGAUAGUUUGGCGGAAAAGCUGGUGGGUGAUGAAGAGAAGGUCAAGUUGAUGGAGAAGGGCGGUGAUUUGCGACGGAAUGAAAGCAUGGAGUAG